AUGGGCCGGAAUGCGGCGAAGCGGGACUCCACUGCCGCCGACGCCUCAAGUGCCUCCACUACCAAUAGAGUGAAAUGCGACGGGCAACAGCCAUGUCACAACUGCAGCUCCCGUGAUGCUCUUUGCGAGUACCCGGGGAGUAACGACAAUGCUUCAACGAGUCGGCAAUAUGCCAUGUCAUUUGAAGCACGCUGCCAACAACUCGACCUGUUCUGCCAGCGUCUAGAAGGCCUUGCAGGUCAACUCUCACAGACAGUCGAGUCUCUUGUCAGAGCCAAAGUUGGAUCUGAGACGUUCAUGGAGGACGAGCUUGUUCAAGCAGCCAAUGCUUUGAGAUCCUUGCCAGACGCCGGCGAACACAUGCCAUUGGCCUUGGACCCAUCAUUAUCAGGAACCGGGCCAGUGGUACAGCAAGAAAUAGAAGACGAAGCACCCCAAGAUAAUCAUGAAGAGUCGGACUCUGAAGCCUUUGAAGAUGAUGGCCUCGACUUUUCGGUUGAUCAGAAUGGUAGGACGGAGAAGUUUGGUUCGCUCGUGACAGACUCCUAUGGCAAACUGAGGCAAAUCAGAUUCGUCGGAGGUGCGACAAAUAGUGUUUUGAUUGAAGCGAUACAGAGUCUCUCACCCCCAGGGCAAUCAGCUGUAUCGGAUUCCCCCGGAAUGCUCAGUGUCAGCCGGGGUACUGCCAAUGAAAGCGCCACCCAGCCUCUUGAAGUACCUCUUUUCGUUCAUGGUCAACGUUGGCCCGAGCUACCACAUUUGCCAAAGGCCGAUCAGUUGAGCCGCCCUCCGCAGUACAUUGCUGAUCUCUUGGUGAAUCUGUACUUUGACCAAUUACACUACACUCUCCCCGUAUUGCACAAGCCACAUUUCUUGGCUCGCUACAAGAACCUUAAUUCUUCACGGUCUUCUGAACAGCCGGACAAGAGGUUCCUCUCCGUCUUCUUCGCCGUGUGCGCGUGCGCUGCGAGUCUCUUGCCGUCCGAUGGCAAGUCCUCGAGGUUCCCUGGCCUAGACUACUACGAAAAGUCUCUCUUGUUGCACUAUGCAUCCCAUGGCGAAGCCUCGCUCGAAGGCGUGCAGUGUUUGGCCUUGCUUGCCAUGUGCUCGGCUGGCUGGAACACUCUGACACAGAGCUGGAACUAUGCUGGCAGGGCUGUUCGUGCUGCACAGGACCUAGGUAUUCACUUGAGUAGCUUGAUGUCCGUUCCAGGCGAGCACCUGGAUCCAGCGGCAAUGAUUCGACAGCAGUUAUCAAGACGGAUCUGGUGGAGUGUGUACACCUUGGACCGUGUCACGUCGAUAUGCCUAGGGAGACCGAUGGCGGCUCAAGACGCGGAUUGCCACUGCGAGCUGCCUCUAGACAUUAGUGAUGACGACCUCGAUGAAUACUGCCGGAACAAACAGCAUUCUCCAGUAAAUCCGCCAGUGUCCACUCCGAUGACUGGCUUCUUGGCUUUCGCGCGGCUAUGCCGCAUCGGAGGCAAGAUCCAACAAUUAUAUUCUCCUUCGAGGAUCCGGGAAAUUGCUAAGCCCGCAAAGGCUAAGCAACGAUUGCGGACUAUCGGCUCUCUGGAUAAAUCACUGAAUGAAUGGUUGAUUAGCCUACCAGACGAUAUACGCUUUAGUGCGAAUCAGCUUGAUCGAGGCCCAAACUUGACCAUGUGUGUGAUCAUGUUCAUCGUCCAUGCUGGAUCUCUCCUCAAUCUGUACCGGUCACUUGUCGGCAGUCUCAAUCAGGCACUGCCCGGACUUCAAGCAAUCGAUGCAGUAUCCCACUGCGUGAGUGCGGCAAAGAGCUGUAUCAAUGCCGCCGAGUUGGUACGUGAGCUGGUGCCACCUUCGCAUCACCUCGCAUUUUGUGUGCAUUACCUGACAUUGUCGGGCUUGGUAUUACUUCGAAUGCCAGGGUCUCCCCACGAUUCGACCCUCCCCGAUGUGCGGAAGUGCGUUAGUUUCUUGAAAGACCUGGAAGUGACAUGGAAUGGGGCAGCAAAGAGUCGUGCCAUAAUCGAGCAGCUCAUGCACGAGUCAAUCCCCGAGGCGAGAGCACCCAACGGAAGAACGUUUGAAAAUUCAGAGGUUAUUGAAUCAUUCUCAUGGGAUCAAGUCCCAGGAGCAGGACUCUUUGGCUACGAUAUUCCAGGUACCGAUGUGCUCAAUGCCUGGUUAUUAUGA
Pestalotiopsis fici W106-1 is the source of this 2178-nucleotide messenger RNA. RefSeq lists its product as uncharacterized. NCBI's taxonomy places the organism in Eukaryota, Fungi, Ascomycota, Sordariomycetes, Amphisphaeriales, Sporocadaceae. Gene Ontology annotation, molecular function: DNA-binding transcription factor activity, RNA polymerase II-specific; zinc ion binding; DNA binding. The record is from RefSeq and is a predicted model, not a curated record. The transcript has 8 exons. Bases 1 to 2178 code for a protein of 725 amino acids. Gene Ontology annotation, biological process: regulation of DNA-templated transcription; DNA-templated transcription.